AUGUAUCAAUCAUGGUUUACUUAUCCAAUCUCAAAGCCGUAUCCUUUCCGAUGGUUCGCCCCAGUGACGAUUGUUGGAGCCAUCAUACUGGUUGUUCUCGUCUCACUGGCGAAUCUUUCCGCCAGUGGAUACUAUUUAAAGACCAUAUAUACUGAAGAUCCAAAUGGGACAGUGGCUUCUGCGAACCAGUCAGUUCAACUCAUCCUGUUGUGGUUUUUAAAGCCACCCUUCAACUGGGACAAGAACUUUGCCGCCAGGUGCCAGCCAAAUAUCCUUUCCGUUGGCGACAAAUUCUUUACUACAAAUCAAGGCCUUCAAUACGAGAUCGAAUCGAUCACGCAGAAGAGCGAUGGCAGUCCACUAGUAUCCGUUCCAUACCAUAACAAUACACUCCAGGACUGUUAUGUGUCUAGAUCAGAAAUCAACCUCCGGAAAGUUGAUUCCAAGUCGCCACCAAGCUGGUGGAUGUCAUGGGUAGACUCCAGAAGGGCUGCUAAUGCGAUCUGCACUUAUACUUCUGAGAGCGGAACUAUCCAGCUUAAACUGAAAACGGAGAGUUAUAGUCCUAUUAACACCAACUACAAAACUCAUGCUAUAGCAUGGUGGGGAGCUCAAUUGGCCAGUAUUUACCACUGGGGUAUCAUGAUAGUGAUUUCUCAGGUUGAUGAAUACAACGAGAUAUCUAAUUUUGGUUAUCCCGAGUAUGGAAACGUAUACUACAGUCGCAACACAUCGAUAAACGAGUGCGUUUCCACCCUUAUGUCUGAUUCAAAUCCUUCAUGGAGCGUUCUGUUAAUCUUCCCAAGCAUCAAAUCCGACGACUUUUUUUCUUUGAGCUAUUCCAUUGUCACAUCUAAUGGCGGGGUCCUUAACAAUGUCGCUGUUGAUCGGCCACUAUUUGGCAUGCAAACAGAAGGCCGUCACCAUGCUAGGAUAGUCCAGUCUCUCGUCUCAUCAGACUUGGGCAAUUGCCAACAACCCAAUAUUCUCCUGGACGACGAGGGUCUCAAGUAUGCUAUUUUAGACCCUAAAAAUAAGAACAGGGAUAAAGGUGGAAUUCUCUACAACGAAGCUAAAGAUAUGCACGAUCCCAUUCGUGCGGUUCUCCUUCAGACUCCCAAGUCGAAAGCGGUCGCGGAUAUCGUGUUGAGCGAGGCUUAUGAUAAGAUCUCUCCAGAUAUGGGCGAACUUACCUGCCGGAGCGCCACUGUUGUCGCUCAAUAUAUGUGCUCGAUCCCGGUACAGAAAAGCAUAGGAACCAUGCUGGUAUCUUUGAUAUUGGCAAAUCUCGUCUUCCUUGGCGGAGCCUGGAAGCUGUUAAAUACGAUUGCUGCAACUCUGUUAUUAAGACAGGGACCCCAGGUUGACUUUUGCAAAGGAUGCCAGGAGGCGCUCUACCAAGAUUCCAGGACUGAGAGUAUAGAGAUGGGAAAUAUUGGGAGGUCGAUUGCGGCCGAAGAAACAACUUCCGAGCUGGCUCCUGUCGAGCAGGAUUCCGUGUUGCUGUUACCUAAAUAA
Clonostachys solani is the source of this 1518-nucleotide messenger RNA. NCBI's taxonomy places the organism in Eukaryota, Fungi, Ascomycota, Sordariomycetes, Hypocreales, Bionectriaceae. The record is from the annotation of a GenBank genome assembly.